AUGGUUUCACUUUGGUCAACAACAAAUGUAUUUUGGUGUGAUUCAUUAUUUUACCAAUAAAAAUGUAAUGUAACAAAAAUUUCAGUUACUGACUAUAGCACGUUCGAAUAGAGAGUUUUUUCAAUCAGGAUGUGCUUCGUUGGGUGGAAAGCUUGUAUCUAUUCAUACAGCAAUCGAUAAUAACGCUAUCGCAAAAUACGCCACGGGACAAGGAAAUUCGGAAGCAAUCUGUAUUGGUCUAACAUGUUACAAAGACAAUGAUCCAGCCAAUUGUUUAUGGGCUGAUCAACUCGGAAAUGCUUCGAGAUACAACAAUUUUCAACCAGGAUACCCGCAAUUUAACAAUGGUAGUUCUGUAUACAUGACACCAUCAACCGGGAAAUGGGUAAGUGGAAAUUGUGACAAUCUUUUAAAUGCAAUCUGUGAAACCGAUAUGAUUGGUGAAUGUUCCUAUAAGUUUGGGGAUAAUUGUUAUUAUCCACUCGCUGUGCCGUUCCAUCAUUACGAAGAAUUGAAUAUUUGCGAACAAAUGUGUAGUGGAAGUCUGGUUUCGAUUCAUUCUCCCGAAGAAAACGAAUAUAUUCGUGGAUUGUUUAUUGAUCCAUCAAUCACUUCAAUCAAUAUUGGAGCAAUGUUGAGUCGGGAGAAUUAUUGGAGUGAUGGUACAACUUGGGAUUAUGAAAAUUUCAAUCAUUCGAGUAUACACGAUGGACGAUGUUAUAGCAUGUCAAUCAAUGAUGGGAAAUGGAACAGUAUCAAUUGUAGUUCUUUUCCUGCGCCAACAAUUUGUAAAUGGAAAGCAAGUUCCGAAUGCCGAAAAACAUGCACUGAACCUAUAUAUCGAGAAAAAACUGGAUAUGUAAGCUUUUUUUCAAUCUAGUUGUUCAUUCAAUAUUUUUUCAGAUAUAUUCGCCCGGCUAUUACUAUUAUUUCACCAAAUAUCGCGGAAUUUCGCCAUGUUAUUAUGUUUUACAUGUUCCAAGUGAUUCAGCAGUUAUAUGGUUUAGAAGUCUUAAUUUGGAUUCAGUGAGACAAUGAGCUGUUUGAAUUUAAUUUGGUUAGCAAAAUCUAGUAAAUUUCAGAAAUCAUCGAUUGAAUUAUAUUCCGACACCGGAAAUUCAACUCCCAUUGCUGUUAUCACCCAGGGAAAUCAAAACUACUAUUAUAAUACACCUUUAACUUCUCCAAGUCAACUCAUAAAACUUGUUUACAAUCAAUGCGAGUCCAAUUGCGAUCUGUCUGCGUUUUAUGGUUGGAAGGCCCAAUUUGGCACAAACUACGGUGCGAAAUGUGGAGAGAUAUUAUACACAACUGGUGUUAUAUCAUCUCAAAAUUAUCCGAAUAAUUAUCCGAAUAAUUAUGGAUGCUCAUAUUAUUUUCAAAAUGCAGGAGAAAAGUGA
This is a messenger RNA of Caenorhabditis angaria, 1400 nucleotides long. Lineage: Eukaryota; Metazoa; Nematoda; Chromadorea; Rhabditida; Rhabditidae. The record is from the annotation of a GenBank genome assembly.